This is a messenger RNA of Neurospora tetraspora, 1908 nucleotides long. RefSeq lists its product as uncharacterized. NCBI's taxonomy places the organism in Eukaryota, Fungi, Ascomycota, Sordariomycetes, Sordariales, Sordariaceae. The transcript is spliced from 2 exons. The record is from RefSeq and is a predicted model, not a curated record. Bases 467 to 1504 code for a protein of 345 amino acids.
UUGACAGAGGUUGGACAGACGCCGCGGCCUCGAAGUCAAGAACAGUGGUAGCAGACAGCUGUCAGUCGGGUGGCAGCCCGGCUCACCUGGCAACCUGGCAGCUGGCAAGGACCUUGCCAAGUGCGAACCUCCACAACCGCCCGGUGCACGGCGACGACGAGAUGCAAUCCAUGUCGCGCGCCUGCGUUUCCUGAUUCUCAACACCAAUUCGCUCGUUCGUGACAAUUGGUUUGGUGGAUUGUGAUUGCACGGCCUCAUUUACUUACGCCCCUUAUUUUGUGACCGCAGUUGCAUCACACGGACCUGCCAGCUAGCUCUUCAACACCACCGGACCUCGUUGAAAAAUUCUUCCAUUCACAUAAUCGUUCAUCAGUGGCACAAAAUCUCGGCUCACAAAAAGGCCAACCACAUAAUUUCACAUCACACGAGGCUUCUCAACCCUUGAAAGAAAUUCAGGCAAAGAAAAAUGUUUGAGAUACCCGACGCAAAGCGAGUACGAAGAGAUGAGCUCUUCGGCUCAGGGGCCUCCGAUCGUGGCUCCAGUCCGGACACAGCGGACGAAGCGGAAACGGAAGCCAAGGCUCAGCUCCUCAACGCCAAACUCUCCAGUCUGCUUUCAUUGAAGUUUGAGUUUGACGACGGUGCGGCGGAUGACGAUGAGGCCACUGCUGCUGCUAAGGAGCCCACAAAAGCUCCGUCCAAGCAACCUGAAGUGACCAAGAAGGAGGAGAAGACCCAGAAGAAGAAGAAGGAGACAAAGCAAACAAGUCAAGGCGACGACGACUCCUCGACCUCGUCCUCGGAUGAUGAUGACAGUGACGAAGAGGACACACAAAUGCAAGACCAGCCACCACAAGAAGAAGAGGAAGAAGCCGCCGAAUUCGAGUUCCGGCUCUUCUCCACAUCAGCUCCUCAAAAGAUCGUCCUCCCUUCCAAAGAAGAAGAGGAAGGCGCAGGCGAAACGGUCAUCGCAGACCGGCCUAUAUCUUACUACAUACGCGGCGAGCUCACGUCCGAGCAGCAAGAGCAGUUCCGGGCCGCGGCCGUGACCAGCCAAGACAUCCUGAACUGGGCCAAGCAGCGGGCAUGGGGACUUGAGGUGCCGUGGAGGGUGAAGAAGAUUGUUGUGACAGUGAAAGGGAAGAAGGGGGAAGCGGCAGCGGCAGCAACCCACCAGCAUGGCCAGCCGGUGGUCACGGGGACCGAAGUCCAACAACAACAAGAGGGUGGGGGUGAACAGCAGAAAAAGAAGAAGAAGCGACUGGGAAAGAAGGGGAGGAUUGCCAUGAGGAUCAAGGAAAAGGCGAGGAAGGAGAAGGAGGAGGCGGAGCAGAAGCAAAAGAUGACCAAGGAGGAACACCUGAAGGAGAAGAAGAAGCGGUUGAAUAGGGAGAAGAAGCUGAAGAGGAGACUGAAGGAGAAGGAGAAGAAGAUGGCGGGCAAGGCGGGAAGUUCGGUUGGUGAUGCUAUGUCUGCGGUGGGGCAGGAUUCGGAUUCGGAGUAGGAGGAGGUGGAUAAGAUGGUUGAGUGAGCGAUUCGUGGCCAAGUGGCGAUGAGUUUGUAAUUGUUGUUUGUGAUGACGGGAUACUGGGGUGGUUAAGGGGGUUGCGGGCCAUAGUUACGAGGCGGAUAGGUCACUACUUUUGUACAAAGUUCUGAGGUGAUGACGGCCUUUUGUAAACAAACCCCUGAAGCUCUAUGGCAAUUCUCUCGUCAUGGUACUGCACCGGUUCGUCAGAGGAAUUUGGGUCAACUUUGUCGCAAUGAAUGUACAAACCCAAAACGUCAGGUUUGCCUCCUCUUGAGCAAAGCACGUCAUGAAGAUAAUUCAUGACGGUUUUGGGCAUGUUCCAUGAGCUCCAUCCAGAUGUUGCUAGACAACGAAGGGCAAAAGCACUGAUAUUCCUC